Bombina bombina (fire-bellied toad) is the source of this 2039-nucleotide messenger RNA. It is a transcript of the gene IFT27, whose product is annotated as intraflagellar transport 27. Gene Ontology annotation, cellular component: Golgi apparatus. Gene Ontology annotation, molecular function: GTP binding; GTPase activity. NCBI's taxonomy places the organism in Eukaryota, Metazoa, Chordata, Amphibia, Anura, Bombinatoridae. The record is from RefSeq and is a predicted model, not a curated record.
CUAUAAGCAGGAAGUAGAACCGUUAUCUUGGAGUUUUUGAUAUAACAGUCUGAGCAAACGGAAGUGCAAGUCACGUGAUCCGGAAAAGCUAGUUACCAUGGUGCUAUGAAGCGCUGUGGUUGUGACAGAGACACAUACAGGGGUGUGCAGGGCACGCUGCGCCUCCGGGAUAGAGAAGUGCAAACUGCAGCAUCACUCCGGCCAGACAUCUAGUAUCACCUAUGUAAUCAUCUGUGGUGAGCGCCCAGCACCUUAAAAACAGCAUCACUUGAAGAUCCAACACCUAUACCAACAUCACUUCAAGACCCAGUAUUCCAAACUAGCUUAUCUUUAGGACCCAGAAGCCAAACCAGCGUUACUUGAGAACACAACACCCCAAAACUAGUACCCCAAACUCAGCUUCAUCAAAUCAGUAUUGCGACAGGACCCAACAUCAACGCAUGAACUUCCAGAAACAGCAUCAUUGAGCGACCCAUAAACUAUAAAUCAGCAUAAACCGGUGGGACCGUGGAAGCAAAGAACCCUGCAAAUCUGCAACAAGCAGUGGAUAGCACCUAGAAACUACUAUUGCCUAUAGAUUCAGUACCCCCAAAAUAGGAUUGUCUGGGGAUUACCUGGGAAUCUGGCUUUCCAGAAUACAGUAUUGUUUAGGGGACAUAGCAACCCUGUAGACAUUUCCUGGGAAACCCAGAAGCUAGCAUCACCUAGCGACCCAUCACCCCAGAAGCUAGCAUCACAUAGCGACCCAUCACCCCAGAAGCUAGCAUCACCUAGCGACCCAUCACCCCAGAAGCUAGCAUUACUUAGGUACCCAUCACCCCAGAAGCUAGCAUUACCUAGGAACCCAGCACCCUAAAAGCUAGCAUUACCUAGGAACCCAGCACCCCAAAACCUAGCAUCACUUGGGAAUCCAGCACCCCAGAAGCUAGAAUCAUUUGGAAAUCCAGCACCCCAGAAGCUAGUAUUACUUGGUAACCCAGAAGUUUGAAUCAUCUAGGAGCUCAGCACCCCAGAAGCUAGAAUUACUUGGGAACCCAGCUCCCCAGAAGCUAGAAUCAUCUGGGAACCCAGCACUCCAGAAGCUAGCAUCACCUGGGAAACCAGCAUUCCCAAAGCCAUCAAGACAUUUUUCUUUAGGAUCCUGGUGUUUUCAGUUCUGACAUAGACUUUCCAUCUUUUGACUGUGUGAAGUUCCAGAGAAUUUGGUACAAAUAUACCCACUUGUCAGUGACCUCAUCAUGGUGAAACUGUCAGCAAAGUGCAUAGUAGCUGGUGAUGCCACCGUGGGGAAGAGCACUCUAGUGCAGCUUUUCAAGACUGAUGGUAGCUUCUUCCAGAAAAAUUACAACAUGACGACCGUGGUGGAGGUUUCAAUGAAAACUGUGGUGAUUCCAGAUACUGGAGACAGUGUGGAGCUCUUUCUCUGUGACUCCCCCGGCAAAGACAUAUUUUAUGAGGCAACAGUGAAGAUGUGGGACCAACCCAACACUCUGUGUUUAGUGUUUGAUGUCACCAGUGAGACGUCCUUCAGUAACUGUGCUAAGUGGCUUCAGAGGGUGAAAUCCAAAUGUCCGAGCCCUCAGCUGCCAGGUAUAUUGGUGGGGAAUAAAACAGAUCUGGUCGGCCUGAGAGCAGUGGAGGAGACACAAGCUCAGGACUGGGCAGCAAGCCACGGGCUGGAGUAUUUUGAGACCUCAGCGAAAGAGCUGAAGAAUAUUGAUCAACCGUUCCAUGCGCUGGCAGAAAAUCUUCAUCACCUGUAUCAAGAAAAAGUGGAGAUUUUCAAGAGCCUCAUGUAGCGUUCUAGUCUCUAUGACCUUAUGUAUUUUUUAUAUUCUUGCACAACGCGCAUUUCAUUGGUGACCUAUUAAACCUAUUUUUUGUAAAUGUCUUGAUCCCUUGUAACUAAAACAGUAAAAACACACAAUGGUCUAUAUGAAUAAAGACUUAUUGAGGGAAAAUAAUAUGCCUUGCUAGAUCUGUGAGGUCCCAUACAAAAUACAUAAAGAAUAAAGCUCCACUGAAGAAUUAGAAUAUCA